CGGUGCGCUAGCAGAACAGCUUCUGUUAGCUAGUGAAGUGAACAUUUAUUUACAUUAUAUUUGGAGAGGAACAGUCAAUACAACACACAGAUAAGGGAUUUAUUCAGACUCACCAUGGCUGAAGCCUCAGUGACUGGCAGUGUCAAACUGAGCCCAGAAGCUGAAGAGUUUGUACCAGGGAGACUAAGCCAGCCGCUGCCCCGAAGAGGCCGCCCAUGGUCAAACCACAACAGAAACUGGGAAGGUCGUGAUCGACCACAUCCAAGGUCAAGUCAAUCUAGUUCAGCCCUAUAUGCAAAUGAGCAACAGCAAUACUAUGACAACACUGCUAUACCAUUACAUGGCACUUCAUCUACAAGGCAUGACAUAAGAGGAGGGAGAGGAAGAGGGCGUGGAGGAAGAGGAGGCAACCACAACAGUGAUCUUCCAACACAGGGUCCAAGAUUUGCAAGGCCAAAAAGUAACAAUGACCAUUUAAGGCAGGACAGGGGAACUAAUUGUCCACCUGUCCACAAUUUUCUGGAUGCGGAGAAUCUUCAAAACCCCACUGGUGAAGCUCACAUGAGAGAGACCCAACCUGACACCAGAGAAGCCUUGCCAAAAAAGUCCAGAAGAGGGAAAGGAGAUGCAAGGAAGCCAUUAACCAGAGAAAAGGCAACGAAUCAGGCCAACCCUGCAGCAGCUGAUGCUUAUCCAGCUACAGAUGUGCUAGUUGAGCAUGUGGAACCAGAGAACAACCCAAGAAACAAUAAAGAAUGGAGAGGAAGUGGAAGGUUGGCCAAUCAUAGGAAGAAAGGGCCUGCCAUACACCCUAGUAUCCAAGGAAACUGGAGAGAGAGAGCACCACAGCACAUGGAUAAAGAGGAUGAUGACUUAAAAGAAGACAAGGCCAGAGGAAGCAAAGAGGACCCUAACUGGAGAAGUGGGACUGGAAGAGAUCAAGAAAAAAGGGCACGGAUUCAUGAGCAAGGGCCGAGGCGAGCGGGCGGUGCUGAAAGGAGGACAGGACCAAUCAAACGAGUGGAGCUUCCCAAGAGCAAAGAGACACAGACAAGCUGCCUGAUUGAGCAGCUGACUGAGGAGAAGUACGAGUGUAUGGUGUGUUGUGAUAUAAUCCGUCUGAUGGCACCCGUUUGGAGCUGUCACAGCUGCUUCCACGUCUUCCACCUAAACUGCAUUAAGAAGUGGGCUCGCUCGCCUGCCUCCCAGGCUGAUGAGAGUGGUCAGGGCUGGCGUUGUCCGGCUUGCCAAAAUGUGUCCAUUCAGCUUCCAAGCUCGUAUAUCUGCUUUUGUGGGAAGGUUACCAAUCCAGAGCAUCAGCGCAAUGAGAUUCCACACAGCUGUGGUGAAAUUUGUGGCAAGAAAAGGACUGGGGAGGACUGCAAUCAUCGCUGCAAUAUUUUAUGUCAUCCAGGCCCGUGCCCACAGUGCCCAGCUUUUGUCACAAAAUCCUGCAUUUGUGGAAGAACAAGUAAGCAGGUGCGCUGCAGUCAGACAGGAGCCUUGCGAUGUGAGCAAGUGUGUGGUGCUCAGCUGAACUGUGCUGAGCACUCCUGUUCAGAGAUUUGCCACCAGGGCCAGUGCCAGCCAUGCCAGGUCCGCGUCCAGCAAGUGUGUUACUGUGGAGUGGUGCACAGAGAGGUGGCGUGUGGAACUGACAGGGAAAAUUUUGAUGGGUCUGGACAUUUCUCCUGUCAUAAACCAUGUGGAAAAAUGCUGGAGUGCCAGUCUCACCGCUGCCAGCAGAUGUGUCACACUGGUGAUUGUCAGCCUUGCCCUUUAUCACCCAGCCGGGUGCGCAGCUGUCCAUGUGGACAGACAUCCCUGGCUAAGCUGCUGGAGCUGGGCUAUUCAGAGAGAAGGACCUGCACUGACCCCAUUCCAUCCUGUGGGAAGACCUGCAACAAGCCAUUGCCCUGUGGUGACGAUGACACUGUUCAUCUGUGCAGCAAGCUCUGCCAUGAGGACAGAUGUGGCCCAUGCUCUCUCACCUCUACCAUUAAGUGCAGAUGUGGAACUAAGACCAAGGCGGUUCCAUGUGCAGAAGUUAAAAGUGAAGAGUUGACGUUUACCUGUGAGAAACGUUGCAAUAAGAAGCGCUCGUGUGGCAGACACAAAUGUGGAGAGCUGUGCUGCAUAGACAUUGAGCAUAAAUGCACUUUAAUCUGUGGCUACAAACUCAACUGUGGUCAUCACCGCUGCCUGGAAGUGUGUCACCUUGGAAACUGCCAACAGUGCUGGCAAACCAGUUUUGAUGAGCUGACCUGCUACUGCGGUGAAACAGUGAUGUAUCCUCCUAUCCCAUGUGGCACCAGACCUCCUGAGUGCAAAAAAACAUGUUCCCGUCAGCACGACUGUGAUCAUCCAGUUUUCCACUCUUGCCACAGUGAGGAAAGAUGUCCUCCUUGUACCUACCUCACCAAGAAGUGGUGCAUGGGCAACCAUGAGCAAAGGAGUAAUAUUCCAUGUCACCUGCAAGAUAUCUCCUGUGGUUUGGUCUGUAAUCAAUCCUUGUCCUGUGGCUUUCACUGCUGUAAGAAAAUAUGCCACCGUGGCGAUUGCCAAGCUGAAGGGGAGUGUAAGCAGCCCUGCCCUCAACCAAGACCUGAAUGUGGACACCCCUGUAAUGCCCCGUGCCACUUUGGCUCCCCCUGCCCAUACAUCUCCUGCACUGCCAAGGUUGCCAUUCAGUGUGAUUGUGGCCGCAGAAAAGAGACCAUACCAUGCACAGAGGCGACUAGCCAUUCCCAAAGACAUGCAGCCAUUGCCAUGGCAAGCAAGUUGUCAGAUUUGCAGCUGGGAGACUCGGUCAACAUUGCUCAGCUCACCAAGAAGGAUCAGAAACAGGCCAGGCUGGAAUGUGAUCAAGAGUGUGCAACCCUGGAGAGAAAUCGGCGACUGGCUGAGGCGCUGCAAAUUGAUCAGACCGUUGAUGCAUUUAACAGCAAAUCCUCAUCUGGCAAAUAUAGUGACUCCCUCAAAGAAGAUGCCAGAAAAGAAUUCAAGCUUGUCAAGGAGGUGGAGGAGGAGAUCAGAAAUCUGGUUGAACUUGCAAACAAGGGUAAACAACCAAGGAGAGUUCACAGUUUUCAGCCCAUGAAGCGUGAGCACCGGAGAAUUGUCCACGAGCUGGCAGAGGUGUAUGGUGUGGAGAGCGACAGCUACGAUAGUGAACCCAAGCGCAAUGUUGUCAUCACCGCCAUCAAGGGGAAAUCUGCAUGUCCCACCUCCACUUUGACGGCCCUGAUUGAGAGAGAAACUGCUGCCAGAGCCCCUCCACCCAUUGCCCAUUUUAAACAAUACAGCAGCAAGACUGACAGUAGCAAUGCCUGGCCUAAGCAUCCGAAAGAUGAGCCCUCGAUUGAUUACUUUGAUGUUCAAGAUUAAGAAACACUGACAUGUAAUCACUGUAAUAGUCACUUAGAGUGAUGAAAAUCAUAUGAAUGAAACUGGGCACUUAAUGAGUCUGCAAUCUGCAUUUUCAAUAAAGGCAUCUUCUGUCAGAUUA
Messenger RNA from Trichomycterus rosablanca, 3508 nucleotides. RefSeq names its product nuclear transcription factor, X-box binding 1 (gene nfx1). Gene Ontology annotation, molecular function: zinc ion binding; DNA-binding transcription factor activity, RNA polymerase II-specific; RNA polymerase II transcription regulatory region sequence-specific DNA binding. NCBI's taxonomy places the organism in Eukaryota, Metazoa, Chordata, Actinopteri, Siluriformes, Trichomycteridae. Gene Ontology annotation, biological process: negative regulation of transcription by RNA polymerase II. The coding region runs from base 115 to 3387 and encodes 1090 amino acids. The record is from RefSeq and is a predicted model, not a curated record. Gene Ontology annotation, cellular component: nucleus. The transcript is spliced from 24 exons.